Plectropomus leopardus (leopard coralgrouper) is the source of this 1686-nucleotide messenger RNA. The record is from RefSeq and is a predicted model, not a curated record. Lineage: Eukaryota; Metazoa; Chordata; Actinopteri; Perciformes; Serranidae.
AUGGUGUUUUUCUGCUUCCUGCAGGUGAAGUUUGACGACAAUAAUCCGUUCAGCGAGGGUUUCCAGGAGAGGGAGCGGAGGGAGCGGCUGAGGGAGCAGCAGGAGAGGCAGAGAGUCCAGCUCCUGCAGGAGGUGGAGCGUCACCGGGCCCUGCAGCAGAGGCUGGAGCUGGAGCAGCAGAGCCUCCUUGGCACAUCCAUGGGUCCUGGAGCAGGAGGAGCAGGCGGGCCCUCCUCUGGAGCUCCAUCAGGGGCCCGGCUAGGACAGACACCUGGACCUGCUGGCCCUGCUGGGUCGGCGCCGGCCCCUGGAGGGGAGGGUCUGUCCCAGAUGUCCUUCUUCAGCUCCGAGCUGCCCCAGGACUUCCUCCAGUCCCCUCCACCCUCCAGGGGACCCCCGCAGCAUCAGGGCCCAGCAGGGGCCCCGUUUCCCCAGCAGGCGGGCCUUCGACAGUCUUUUACAGCAGGGCCCCUGCUCCCUGGAGCCCACCCAGCUCCUGGCCUGCUGCCAGGGGCCGCAGCAGAGGGGGGCAGGGCCCUGCCUGUGGAUACUGCCCCCUCUGGCCCCCAGACACAGCAGAGGCUCUUGGGCCCCUCUGUGCCCUCAGCCCAGGGACAGGGAGGGCCCGCUGGGACAGAAGCGGUGGGACUGACCGCCUCCCAUCCUGGAGGCCUGGCUCAUGGUUUUGGACAUGACUCCUCCUUCCCAACCACCUCCUCUGGGGGCCCCGCUUCCCUCCUCCAGCUCUACUCUGACAUCAUCCCCGACGACAAACCAAAGAAGAAGAGGAGCAGAAGGAGGGAUGGAGACGAGCCCGCCGCUGGGGGAGGAGCCAGGACGCCGCUGUCCUCACACUCUGAUGAAAUCACAGCUCCGCCCACUCCGGCCAUGUCAGACACCUCCUGCUCCACACCAACACGGGGCAGCACUGACCAAUCAGAGCUGUGCUUCUCUCUAAGCUCCGCCCUCUCCACGCUAACGCCAUCAUCAGAGCUUCAGAGGCCGCCGCCCAAUGCCACCUCCCAGCAGAGAGGCCCCACCUCUGCAGCUCGCCUGGAGGUCAAGGAGGAGCGCGAGGAGCGCGGGGCCUGUGGAGGAGGCAUGGUGAAGAUGGAGGUGGGCGGGCUCGAGGGCAUCUCCUCCCCGUCUCCUGUCCACGGAGGAGAUGGAGGGAAGGAGCUGCUCAGACACCUGCUGAAGGACAAGACGUCCCCAGCCACCACACCGUCACCCACCGCUCAGACUCCGCCUGCCGCCCGCCGCCAACUGUCCAAUGACAGCGUCCGGUCCGAGGAGGACGACAGGCCUGGUUCCCGUGGCAACAUGGUAACUGUGGACAGUCCAGGUCAAGAUGUCCUGGACUCAUCUGGCAGGAAGAAGACACAGCGCUGUAAGAGACUGUCUCGGCCGGACAAAGACAGAGCUCCUCUCAAACACAAGAGGAGGAAGAAGGAGGAGGACGAGAAGACGCUCCUGUCCUCACCCACCUCCUCCUCUGACCCCGUGAUGACUCACCUGAGACAGCUGUCGGUGCUGCCCCUCAUGGAACCGGUCCUAGGGGUGGACCUGAGUCUGUUCCCCCCGUACGGCAGCUCGUCUCUGGGCAGAGACUCCAGACUGACGGGCUCCUUCGGGAACGCCUCCCUGGACGGAGUCAACGACUACUAUUCUCAACUCAUAUACAAG